ACUGUUUGUUGCAUUCCCGCUCUUUUAACCCGCUCUCUGUCUGGCAAUUCCCAGCUGAAAGACGUCUUCAAUCUUGUUUCUGUUGAGUACAAUCGACCAUCAAGUAUCUCAUCAUCUACCUUGCACUUUGUCCACCAUUCUUUUGUCUUCUGCCAAUGGUGUGCCAUGGGAGAACACCUUGAUGCUCGUCCUGCAAAUGGACAUGAACACUCUGCUUCGUCCCAGCUUCGGUACCUCGAUCUCACCUUUGACAGUAAAGAUCUCGAUCAGUCUGCACUCUCUUUAGCCUACAGAAUCCAGCCAAAAUGGCGAGAAGGACCAGGCAAGAUCGAAAUCACCAAGUUCACUGAAGGUAUCACCAACACGCUUCUCAAACUGACCAAACAUGUCCCUGGCUACUCUCAAAGCCAGCUAGAUCAGGACUCCAUCCUCCUGCGUGCCUACGGUAACAACACCGAGAUCCUCAUCGACCGAGACCGAGAAGCAAGCACACAUGCUUUGUGUGCCGACCGUAAAUUGGCGCCGCCUUUGCUAGCAAGGUUUAGGAAUGGCCUGCUCUACAGAUACAUCCCUGGCCAAGUGUGUACUCCCCAAGAUCUCAUCCGGGAGCCCAUAUGGCGCGCAGUCGCUGGGAGGUUGGGCCGGUGGCAUGCACAGUUGCCCGUCAGUAAGGUGAAGAACGCUCCACAUGAUAUCAAUGGUCAAAGUCAAAAGGAGAAUGGCAUUCCUACCGAGCAUACACAAGCUCUUUGCAAUCCUGCUUCGCAAUUGCCUGCCCCAAACAUUUGGUCAGUCAUGCAAAAAUGGAUUCACGCUCUGCCACACGAUUCCCCAAAGCACAAGGCCCGCAAAGAGCUCCUCCAGCAUGAACUGGAUCGAUCAUUUAACGAUCUGCAAAAUGACCAAGGCCCGGGGUCGAGUGGACUCGUCUUUGGUCAUUGUGAUCUGUUGAGUGCCAACGUUAUCAUGCUGCCCAAGGCCCCCAAUAGUGACGCAGGCGACAAACUCGAGGUGUUCUUCAUCGACUAUGAAUAUGCAGUACCAUGCCCGGCGGCCUUCGACAUUGCCAACCAUUUCGCCGAAUGGGGUGGUUAUGAUUGUGAUUAUAACAUGCUGCCUACCAAGUCCGUUCGACGCCAGUUCCUGCAAGACUAUCUCGACUCGUUCAAAGCCCACAGCGACAAUCCUGUGUCAGAAAACAUGCUUGAAUUUUUGUGUGCCGAGGUCGAUAGAUACCGUGGUAUGCCUGGUUUCUACUGGGGUGUAUGGGCCUUAAUCCAGGCUACAAUCUCGCAAAUUGAUUUUGAUUAUGCCUCGUACGCCGAGGUCCGACUUGGCGAAUAUUUUGCUUGGAGGGCAGAAGAGAGUGGUGGUCGUACUGAGAAGAAUGGAGAGAUGCCUCUUCGUGAGAAGAGGUGGCAGGAGCCUUGACUGCGGUUAUCAAAGUAACUCGCUUUACAUUACAUGUACGAGGACAGCCACAAUUUCGUUGAGAACAGACGAGCAAGACAUUGUGUAAUGAGAUGUGAGACUAUAAACAGCAGACAAGAAAAAGGGGCUGCCAUCACUACCCCGAUAAGAAUACAGACAAUGUCAAUGAAAAGUG
Messenger RNA from Exophiala oligosperma, 1606 nucleotides. RefSeq lists its product as uncharacterized. The record is from RefSeq and is a predicted model, not a curated record. Lineage: Eukaryota; Fungi; Ascomycota; Eurotiomycetes; Chaetothyriales; Herpotrichiellaceae. Gene Ontology annotation, cellular component: cytoplasm. The coding region runs from base 166 to 1431 and encodes 421 amino acids. Gene Ontology annotation, biological process: phosphatidylcholine biosynthetic process; phosphatidylethanolamine biosynthetic process. The transcript has 2 exons. Gene Ontology annotation, molecular function: ethanolamine kinase activity; choline kinase activity.